UCGAAUUCGAAUACAAACUUAUCAUUUGAGUGUCUGAACCUCUUCCAUCGCCCAAACUGCUUUUCUAUCCUAAUCCAGAAUCUAUCAUCCCUUGCCCGAACUGCUCUUCUAUCCCUGACCCAAAAUCUAGGAAAUGGUUUAACCCCGUAUCCCAUCCCCUAUUUCCCAUAAACCAAACACCACCAGUCCACUACCGAUUCUCCUCCACACAGCGCCGUUGCCGCCGCCGCGCAGCCCCAAAAACCCUAGGAUUCACCGUCGGCCGGCGAGCGACCAACGACAGAUUCCGCCGGCUUUUGGCGCCGGGCCGCGCGGGGCGGGGGCGGGGGGUGGGCGGCAUGCCGCAGUCACCCUGCGCCGUCAUCCCCGUCCUCCCGGAUGAGCUUGUCGUGUGGGAGAUCCUCGUCCGCCUGCCGGCCAAGGCGCUCCUCCGCUGCCGCGCGGUCUGCGGUUCGUGGCGCCGCCUCACCUCCGACGCCGAUUUCCUCCUCGCCCACCACCGGCGCCAGACGUCGCUCCCUCUCGUCUUCUUCCGUGGCCAGAUCUCCGUACAUGUCGUAGGGGAUGCCCUCGACGCCUUCGACCUCCGGGGAGACCCCGCCACCGCCGAGCGCCGUCCUAUCCUCCGGCUCCCUUUACACGACUUCCUUUUCCGUCAAUACAAGGUGUACGCCUCCUGCGACGGACUGCUCCUGUUCUCCCUCUGCAAUCGUAGCUUCUACAUCUGCAACCCGGCCACGCGCCAGCGGAACGCGCUGCCGAGCCUCAUCGGCACCAAUGUCGCAGGGUUGUACCAGCACAGCCCUUCGGGCGAGUACCGCAUCUUGCACCGAAGGAGGAGAUAUCCAGAACUCAAUUCUGCCUACUACAUCCUCACUGUGGGCCCCUAUGCAAAGCCAAGGUGCAUUGGGCUGCCUGCAGCUACAGUCUCAGCGUCGAUCAAGCAGUAUAUCGCAGCUGGGCUGCUAUUUGUCUGUGGGCACCCGCCUGUCUUGCUCCAUAGCUGCCUGCAUUGGAUCGUCUACAGCUCACAGGAAAAUGCUCUAGUUGUUUUCGACACGGUUUCUGAAUCUUUUAGGUGCAUGAGUCCUCCUACUGAGAAUGGGCAGUGGCAGCAUUUGCUUGACAUGGAUGGUGCGCUCGGCAUCAGCCAUAUGGAUGAGAGCAAGGUGAUGGUGAAACUAUGGGUGCUACAGGACUACAAGACAGAGGUCUGGUCAUUGAAGCAUCAGAUUGAACUUCCGAUGGUGGAAUUGAGUGUUGCUAUGAAAUGCAGUUUUGAGGUAUUGGUUGUGUCAGAGAAAGGAGAUGUGCUGAUCUACUGUUCCAGUUUUUGUCAUAUAUUUCACUGUGACAGCACGGGCAAGCUACUGCAUAAGUUCCAAUGGGAUCGUAUGUUAUCAAUGCCUACUGGAUAUUGGUUCAAAGAAAGCCUUGUCAGGCAUGCGUUCUUCCAGGGGCAAUAAGGUGAGAUGACGUCGUUUGGCUGUGAAUACAAGCGGCGUAGGUGGUAUGUGCGUUAUGUGGGCGAGUCCAAUGGUGCUGGUCCCGUACCUCCUGCCCUUCCGGUACCUCUUUGUAGAUGUGGCGCGCAAGCAGAGGUGAAACAAUCAAGGCAUCCAAAGAUAGCCGGAAGAGCCUUCUAUGUAUGCAAGUGGACUUUUGAUCCACAGCUCUCUGUCUCUGUAGCACGUCGGUGAAAAUACGAUAUGGCCAAGCUGCUCACGGUUGUACGGUUUCCAUUCAACCUUCAAAAAUUUUCAAGCAAUACUUAUUAUCUAUCAUUAUACGGAAGUUAG
Setaria italica (foxtail millet) is the source of this 1799-nucleotide messenger RNA. Its product is annotated as F-box protein At5g49610. Lineage: Eukaryota; Viridiplantae; Streptophyta; Magnoliopsida; Poales; Poaceae. The coding region runs from base 339 to 1466 and encodes 375 amino acids. The record is from RefSeq and is a predicted model, not a curated record. The transcript has 2 exons. Gene Ontology annotation, molecular function: protein binding.